CCUCCCAGCGCGGGCGCCGGCAGAGCAGCGGCGCGCCCGUCCCCGCCUCGCCAUGCCGCUGGGGCACAUCAUGAGGCUGGACCUGGAGAGAAUCGCCCUGGAGUACGUCGUGCCCUGCUUGCACGACAUCGGCUUCUGCUACCUGGACAACUUCUUGGGGGAGGUGGUGGGCGACUGCGUGCUGGAGCGGGUGAAGCGGAUGCACCGCGACGGGGAACUGGCCGACGGGCAGCUGGCUGGCCCCAGCCGCGGUGUCGCCAAGCGGCAUCUCCGCGGCGACCAGAUCAAGUGGAUCGGAGGCACGGAGGAGGGCUGCGAGGCCAUCAACUUUCUCCUCACGCUGAUAGACCGGCUGGUGAUGUACUGCGGGAGCCGGCUCGGCAAAUACUACGUGAAAGAGCGAUCCAAGGCCAUGGUUGCUUGCUAUCCCGGAAAUGGAACAGGGUAUGUUCGUCAUGUGGACAAUCCAAAUGGUGACGGGCGCUGCAUCACCUGUAUUUAUUACCUGAAUAAGAACUGGGACUCCAAGCUGCAUGGUGGAAUUCUUCGAAUAUUCCCAGAAGGAAAGUCCUAUGUAGCAGAUGUUGAGCCGAUUUUUGACCGAUUACUUUUUUUUUGGUCAGAUCGAAGGAACCCACAUGAAGUUCAGCCUUCGUAUGCAACCAGAUAUGCCAUGACUGUGUGGUAUUUUGAUGCUGAAGAAAGAGCAGAAGCCAAAAAGAAAUUCAGGAACUUAACAGAUGCAAGGAAGAGAGAAGCACCUCUUAAUGAAGACUAAUCAACUGUUCGUGAACUCUUUGUGAGGAAAUAAGAUCCCAAAGAUGACUUUCAUUUCCAGCAAAUAAGGGAAAAACAUUUUUAUGCACAAGAAUGCACCGGUUGUGUCUAGGAUGCGCAUCUUACGCUGAUGGUACUUAAGGCAGCCUCCUGUCACACUGCAUCUGAUAGAAGAAAGACUUGUUUGCUCUUUGCCUUUUGCUGGAAAAAAUAACCAGGGUUUAAAAAAAAGAGUAUCUGAUACUCAAGCUUAGUGGUAGUGGCUCAGCCAAUUGGCUUUUGAUCACUCUUUUAACUAUGAUAUUGGUCAUUGGAACUAGUGGUAAAAAGCUGAGUCUUAUUUGCACUUUAUAGGGGAAAAACGUUCUAGUUCAAUGGGAAGAUGCCUUGCAAGUUUGAAAUCAGUUGGCAGACUGCUAAUGGGGACAGAGAGAUAUUGGACAUGCAAAAUGAAAUUGGAUAUUUGUAGAGUGCCAUUUGACUGUCUGUCCCAAAUGGACCUGUUGAUGUAUUGUUCAUCACUUUUCUGUGCAGAACACUGGUUCAGCUCUUCAGUAACAUGACUUCCCAGAUGUUUGUCUACACAGUCAUAGCAUUUUCUGGAUUUUGUUUGCUAUUCAGGAGGCAUGUUUUAGCUGUGCAGCUGUACUGCCCUUUCUUCCCAGGAUUGAGGGGAAAGUAGUUGUGUACCUGUUCACAACUUCAUAAAACCUUUUUUUUUUUUUUUUUUUUUUCUGUUUUGAGCAGGAUGGGUUGUAUGUUUUGUCUUUUCACAGUUCGGUAAAACAGCUGUUUUCUCCCAGAAGUCUGGUAAGCUUGGAAGGCUUGUGGCACACAAUGCAUUGGCCCUUAAGGCCAGUGAUAACGUAGAGAAGUGUUUGCUUUGCGACUUCUCCAUCUGCUGUGUUCUGUGUGACAUAGAUAUGAAUCUGGAAGGAAAUGAUAAGUCUGGCAGUCUGACAAAUAUAUGAUAAAAAUGGGUAACUUAGACUUGAUUUUUAUGCUGCAUAUUCUUAGUGAACACACUUGUUUAAUUUUGCAUGCAUAUGUAAUUUGAAUGAAACAGCAAUUCCAUUUCAGUUGAUCUCUGAUGCCAGGUAACUACCACUGCUGUGCCCAAGCUGUGAGAUCAGAGUUAUUCAAUGGCAAAGCACUUUUUUUUUUUCUCCAUUGUAUUUUUAAACUUACUGGACUCAGUGAGUAACUGGUGACCUGUUUCCAAUCUGUCUAAACUUCUACAACCAGCACUUACUAUGCAGUUCAGAAUAGCUCUUAAUGAAGCUGAGAGCUGGCAGUGGAUGUAUUUAUCACUCACACUAAUUGUUCUCAACCUAAUACACUCUCAUUCAGUUUUAUCUCAUGCUGUCAGUGUGUUAUGUUGGACCCUAUUAAAUGUUCCAAACAGA
Messenger RNA from Sturnus vulgaris (Common starling), 2183 nucleotides. RefSeq names its product egl-9 family hypoxia inducible factor 3 (gene EGLN3). Lineage: Eukaryota; Metazoa; Chordata; Aves; Passeriformes; Sturnidae. The record is from RefSeq and is a predicted model, not a curated record. Gene Ontology annotation, biological process: peptidyl-proline hydroxylation to 4-hydroxy-L-proline; cellular response to hypoxia. Gene Ontology annotation, cellular component: cytoplasm; nucleus. Gene Ontology annotation, molecular function: L-ascorbic acid binding; peptidyl-proline 4-dioxygenase activity; ferrous iron binding.